Messenger RNA from Botrytis porri, 2712 nucleotides. RefSeq lists its product as uncharacterized. Gene Ontology annotation, molecular function: cysteine-type deubiquitinase activity; cysteine-type endopeptidase activity. The coding region runs from base 376 to 2712 and encodes 778 amino acids. NCBI's taxonomy places the organism in Eukaryota, Fungi, Ascomycota, Leotiomycetes, Helotiales, Sclerotiniaceae. Gene Ontology annotation, cellular component: cytosol; nucleus. Gene Ontology annotation, biological process: protein deubiquitination. The record is from RefSeq and is a predicted model, not a curated record. The transcript is spliced from 5 exons.
CGAUCAAACCAGACCUAGGAACUUCUUCACACUCCGUCCAUACAUACAUCCAUCCAUACACCCAUACAUCCAUCCACCCAUCCUACAGAGACAAGGCUUCCACCCCACGUUUUACGCCUCUUGUGUGCAGCAUUGGUGCGAAUACUCACUAGAAUCAGCGAACCAUCUCAUCACUCUCCUUUUUAAGCUUGCUUUGCUUUCUGCAGAUGAAGAUCAAUUCUGCUACAAACUAUUCGAAUUCGAAUAAACCAUUUGCGCAUGAGUACAACUCAAAAUAACCACUGAAUACUUUUGGGUUUCUCUGUCGCGCCGCGCGAACCGUGAACGGUAAAGGACAAGGUCGAGAAUCACCGACGAGGUCGGAAUACCAGAAAUAUGACGUCUAUAAUUCGAAUGCUUUCGCCGGUUACGGACAGAAAUGGAAAUACAGGUCGAAAAGGUCAAGAUGUAGAGCCUGAACCCGAAAUUACUCCACUGGUGAAGAUGUUACAGAAUGCUGGUCCCAUACGGCCGGACGGAAGUGAUAAAUUCUUUGGUUUAGAAAAUUUCGGAAACACAUGUUAUGCCAAUUCGAUUUUACAGGCGCUAUACUAUUCAGUCCCGUUUAGAGAAAAUGUUGUUAAAUACCCACCGCAUUCCCCUUCUGAUACCCCCAAUGGACAUUUACCAAAAUUAAUCGUUCCCACGAGAGCUCCGCCAACGAACGGAGUGCCAUUGUCGACGGCUAAACCAAAAGGCAUAUCGGCUGCUGAAGCCCUGAAGAGAAGACAAGGUGUGAACUCUGGCCAACCCGGACCUGGCGCAACAGGCAAUCGACCAGAAGACAAGCCAGAUUCGCCUGAAUACAAGAAGAAACACGCGAUGAUGGCAGGCCCGAUAUUAGAAAUCACCACGGAACAUGCGAGUUCAUAUGGCAUGGAGGAAACGACUUUUACAGCCUUGAAGGAUAUAUUUACGGCUAUGAUAUCACAUCCUUCUCGGACAGGUGUUGUAAGCCCCCAAAGGUUCCUGGAAGUUUUCAGAAGAGACAAUGAGAUGUUUCGGACAUCGAUGCACCAAGAUGCUCACGAAUUUUAUGGAUUGAUGCUUAAUGCAGUGAUCAAUAACGUCGAAGACAAUGCCCGACGCCUGAAAGACUCGGUAGCGCUUCAAGAAAAGGAAGGACUCAAUGAUUCAAUGACAGCUGCUGUACGAUCAGUUGCGGAUUCCAUGGGCUUGGCAAGUGGAGCGCAAUCUCCAGGAACAAAAUGGGUUCAUGAUAUAUUUGAAGGAAAGAUGGUCUCGGAAACGAAGUGCUUGACAUGCGAAACUACAUCACAGCGCGAUGAGACAUUCCUGGACCUUUCAAUUGAUUUGGAGAAGAACUCUUCCGUUACGUCUUGUUUGCAAAAGUUUUCGGCGGAGGAAAUGCUAUGCGAGAAGAAUAAAUUCCAUUGCGAUACUUGCGGUGGUUUACAGGAAGCCGAGAAACGUAUGAAGAUCAAAACUUUGCCAAAAGUUUUGGUGCUUCACCUGAAGAGAUUCAAGUGGACUGAUGAUCUAACCCGAUUACAAAAGUUAUUUUACACUGUCAACUAUCCAUAUCAUUUACGCAUGUUCAACACAACUGAUGAUGCGGAGGAUCCUGAUCGACUGUAUGAACUUUACGCCGUGGUGGUACAUAUUGGCACAAACGCCUUUCACGGACAUUAUGUUGCUGUAAUCAAGACUGAGGAUAGAGGUUGGUUACUUUUUGACGACGAGAUGGUAGAACCGGUAGACAAAAGUUUUGUGCGACAAUUCUUUGGGGACAAACCGGGACAAGCUUGCGCCUAUGUGUUGUUCUAUCGAGAAACUACAGUGGAGGCAAUGCGAAGAGAUCAAGAAGCUGAAGGUCUCGAUCUAAUCGCUACUGCUUCUGAAUUAGCAGAUGUUUCAUCGGGGCAGCUUAAACAAAACGGCAUUUCUCUAUCUUCCAACUCGAAACAGGUUUUAGCAACACCUAGCACACCAAUCGAUAGCGACACUAAUGGAUUUGGAUCCCUCGACCAUGCACUAACAGCACCUCUGGUAACUUCGCCUAUUUCGGGCAAUCCGGUUCCAACUCGAGUUCCUUCUUCACCUCUCGAUACCUUCAAGUCUAAAUCUAAAGAAGAAAAGGGGCGAGAAAAGGGGCGAGAAAAGAAAGCCGAGAAAGAAGCCGAGAAAGCGGAAAAGUCUCGAAAGGCUGCUGAAAAGGCCGCUGAAAAGGCUGCAGCUAAAGAGAGAAAGGAAGCUGAAAAGGCAACUAAAGAAGCCGAGAAAGCCAUUAAAGUAGCACAAGAAGCGGAAACGAAAAGGGCUAUUGCUCUCAGCAAACAAACGGAAAUUGAAGAAAUCAGAAGAAGACAAUCGGAAGUCAAUAUCCAAAAGGAUAAUAAUGGGAAUGGCAGCGAGAAGAGUGAUGGUAAGGGAUUUGGUAGUUUAAAUCUGAAUAGAAGUCAUAAAGGAAGCAAGAGUAUGAGUAGAAAGAGUUUUGGAUUUUUAAGUAAGAAUGGAGAGAAGGAAAAGGAGAAGAAUGGGGAAAAGAGUGAAGAAAAUAACAUUAUACCCGAAUCGAGCAACAAUACGGUGGUUGAAGGAACGGCGGGCCCGCAAACACCGGAGAGACAUGAGAAGGUUAAAAAUGCACGAUUUUCGUUUGGAUUGGGACGGAAGAAGAGUAAUAUGUGGAGUCCGACUGUGGAUAAUUAG